AUGAACAUCGACAAGCCCCUCGACGACAUGAUCGCCGAGAAGAAGAAGUCGCGCGGUCCUCGCCGUCCCCGUGGUCCGCGCAACGCCGGUGCUGGUGGUGCUGCCCCCGCUGCUGCUCCUAAGGCUGCUGCUCCCGCCGCUGCUGCUGCGGCCGCACCCGUCCACGUCGGCGACAAGAUCAUCGUCUCGAACCUCCCGACCGACGUCAACGAGCAGCAAGUCAAGGAGCUCUUCACGACCACCAUCGGGCCCAUCCGCACUUGCUCGCUCGCCUACAACGCCCAAGGUCUCUCAAAGGGCACCGCGACCGUGCACUUUGUCAAGGCCGAGCACGCGACGGCCGCUUACCAGCAGUACAACAAGCGCUUGAUUGACGGAAAGCGCGCCAUGCGCGUCGAGAUCGUCGUCGACCCCGCCCGCGCAGCAGCCAAGCAGCCCCUCACCGCUCGUAUCGCCGCCGCCGCGCCUCAGGCGCCUGCGAACAGUCGCGCGGCGCAGUCUGCCACCGUCGCCGCCGCCGGUGGCUCCGCCGUCCAAACCCGCCAGCCGCGCCAGCCCGGCUCAGGAGGUCGCCGCGGAGGCCGUCGCGGUGGGGGACGCGGAGGCGCGCGCGGAUCCGAGAGGCCCAAGGUUACGGCUGAGAGCCUCGAUGCGGAGAUGAGUGAUUAUCAGGCGCAGGGGGCGGGGGCGAAUGGGGCGGCUGAGGCGAGCGCUUGA
This is a messenger RNA of Rhodotorula toruloides NP11, 717 nucleotides long. RefSeq names its product THO complex subunit 4. Lineage: Eukaryota; Fungi; Basidiomycota; Microbotryomycetes; Sporidiobolales; Sporidiobolaceae. The record is from RefSeq and is a predicted model, not a curated record. Gene Ontology annotation, molecular function: mRNA binding. The coding region runs from base 1 to 717 and encodes 238 amino acids. Gene Ontology annotation, cellular component: nucleus. The transcript is spliced from 4 exons. Gene Ontology annotation, biological process: mRNA export from nucleus.